This is a messenger RNA of Peronospora matthiolae, 129 nucleotides long. The record is from the annotation of a GenBank genome assembly. Lineage: Eukaryota; Oomycota; Peronosporomycetes; Peronosporales; Peronosporaceae.
AUGAAGGACGUUCUUGCGCUCAAGCAUCUCACAGUGGGCCUUGUGCUCCCGAUGGUGGGCAUCGACAAGGGUCACAAGAGCAGUUAUCUCAGCUCUAGACCGGUCGAUUUCCACACGAGCUACCCUUAG